GAAACCCGCUUAAAAUCACAGGUGUAGAUUUGGACAUCAUGCCUAAAUUCCGUGAACUGGAAGCUGAGUCUCCUCAUCAUCCUCAUCAACAUCAUCCUCAUCAUCCUCAUCCUCAUCCUCUGCUGGCCAACAGAUACGUCAUUCAGCAGAGACUCGGCAGGGGAAGUUUCGGCACUGUGUAUCUCAUUGAAGACACAAAAACAACAACCAGAGACAAACUUAAAGUUCUGAAGGAGAUCCCGGUUGGGGAUUUGAAGCCAGAUGAGACGGUGAAGGCCACACAGGAAGCUCAGCUCCUCUCUCAGCUCCAUCAUCCAGCCAUCCUCCGAUUCUACACCAGCUUCCUGGAGAGAGACGCUUUCUGCAUCAUCACAGAGUUCUGCGAGGAUGGGGAUUUGGAGUGUAAGCUGGAGCGGUUGCGAGUCUCAGGAGAAGCUCUGUCUGAGUCUCAGGUCAGGGAGUGGCUGGUUCAGCUGCUGCUGGGGGUCGACUACAUGCAUGAGAGACGGAUUCUACACCGAGACCUGAAAUCUAAGAACGUGUUCCUGAAGAAGAACGUCGUGAAGAUCGGUGAUUUCGGCGUGUCGUGCCUGCUGAUGGGGUCAUGUGACGUCGCCACUACGUUCACAGGAACGCCGUACUAUAUGAGUCCCGAGGCUCUCGGUCACCAAGGUUACGACUCCAAAUCAGACAUGUGGUCUUUAGGCUGUAUCCUGUACGAGAUGUGCUGUUUGAAACAUGCCUUUGAGGGACAGAACUUCCUGUCCGUGGUGAAGAAGAUCAUGGAAAGUUCGACGCCGUCGCUGCCAGAGAAAUACUCACCAGAGCUCAACUCCUUAAUGCAGAGGAUGUUGGAGAAAUCCCCGUUGCUGAGGGUUUCCGCAGCUGAAGCUUUGAGCAGUAGCGUUAUUAAGGAGCUCACUCAGAUUCUCACAGCACCUCUGAGAGCCACGUUUACAGAUUCAUCAGCUCUUUUCUCUCGUUUUGUCUCUCCGCAGCGUGUGAAGCAGCAGCUCUCGGAGGGGACGGCGGGGGACGACAGCGACGUGUCUCACAUCGCUAGCGUGCUGCAGACGAAAGUGCACCUGCAGACGCUGAGGGACAGGUCAGAGGUCGAGAAGAUGAGUCCUCGAGAGCGGAUGAGGCUGAGGAAGCAGCAGGCCGCUGACGACAGAGCCAGGAAGCUGAAACAUAUAGUGGAGGAGAAAUAUAACGAAAAUCAGCGGCGCAUGAUGGAGCUUCGGUCCAAAAACUUCCAAAGAGUCAGCAUCAAUGUUCUCACUGAGAACGCUGAGGACACAGAAAGGCAAAUCCAGCCAAUCAGACGACAGAAUGGUCCACCCAGCAGCCAUCCUGGACCAAUAGGAGAGCAGCUCACUGAACACGACAUCCCUGAGGACCCUCAGGCUGCAGACGUGUAUUAUUCCGAAGAUGGAUUCGAGUCGUGUUCGGAUGAAGAUGAUUUCUGCUCUGAUGUUCUCACACAGGUGAGGAAGAGAAACAGGAAGUGAUGACAGCGAUCUGGAGGCCAUGGUGCGACGCAUGGAGGACGUGCUGGAGGUGACAUCUGAGGGUUAGCGAUGCGUUCCCACAAGGCCAAGCAGGUGAAGCUGACGGAGGUGUGUAUGAGGCGUUCAGCAUCAACAGCACCAUGGAUUAAAUCAAACCAAGAAGAUGAGGAAGAUUUAUUCCGUCUAAAUGCUCUCACGAUUUAUUCUCCAAUCCCGGAUGUAAUUUCACUUCUGAUGGCUCGGAACGAUCCGCACGCACACGCCGGCUUUACCUCGUCACUGACAUCAGAUUUCUGCUUUACAUCUUCACUUCUCACUCAGUCUCAGUGAUGUGAGCGUCGUGUGUGCAGGAAAAUCACAUCUAUUAAACGCUGCAGUCGGCGCGGCGGUUAGAGAGGAUCCGUCGGCCGCGGCGUGACGCCGUGCGGCCGAGCUCUCGCGUCCGUCGUAAAAUCUACGAUAAAAUGAAGCUGAUUGAAAAAAAUCAAUCCAAUUACUCCGAGACCUCCGGUCCUGUCAGAACGCUCCGGCUUGCCGAGCUAAUGCGAAAGUUUGGCUUUGCGAUGCGAUCCUCUGAGGAAACUUCUAACUUUCUGCUUUUUAUGUUUUCUCUCUCAAAUCUAGCUACAUUUAUACUUAGAGAAACGUAAAGGAAAUAAAUAUAGUGGAGAAUAAAGCGGGCUUUAAUUUCCCACUUGGGCUUUUCCGAGUCGGACGUUUUCACACGUUUAUUCCGAACGUUUUUCACUACAAUGGCGAGAUGUGGACGUUUACAGCCGGGCGCUCGUAUUUAUUGGCCUUUGUGGGUCACUUAGAACAUUUUGCUAACGAGUUAAAGAAGAGUUUACUUUAUAAUCCGCAUCAUGUGACG
Molecule: messenger RNA, 2382 nt
Organism: Ictalurus furcatus (blue catfish)
Lineage: Eukaryota; Metazoa; Chordata; Actinopteri; Siluriformes; Ictaluridae
Gene: nek11
Product: NIMA-related kinase 11
Exons: 15
Coding region: 39-1511 (490 amino acids)
Biological process (GO): protein phosphorylation
Molecular function (GO): ATP binding; protein kinase activity
Source: RefSeq, a predicted model, not a curated record